Molecule: messenger RNA, 1563 nt
Organism: Caenorhabditis remanei
Lineage: Eukaryota; Metazoa; Nematoda; Chromadorea; Rhabditida; Rhabditidae
Exons: 11
Coding region: 1-1563 (520 amino acids)
Biological process (GO): DNA-templated DNA replication; error-prone translesion synthesis
Cellular component (GO): epsilon DNA polymerase complex
Molecular function (GO): DNA binding
Source: RefSeq, a predicted model, not a curated record
AUGGACCAAACAGCUGAGGAGAACGCACUUCGUCGUGAAUUAAUCAAAACUUUUCAGAUACAUGCAUUCGAACUGAAAAAAGAAGCCGUGAAAUUGUGUGUGAAACUAUUCAUCGAACAUGACAAAGAGACGAGAAAGAAAUGGACGAAUAAAAUGGUUGAAUUACUCAAAAAACAGACAUUACAAUCGUCUCUGAUCAGUGAAGAACUCAUUCGUGACACAUUUCGACAGUGCAAAUCGAAAGGAACACAAGAUGCUGGAAAACUGCUCAACGUGUUCGAUGCGUUCUCCCUUCAACCGUACGAUUUCGAUCCGGAAUUGAGGAAAAUGGUUGUUAGAAAAGGAACAACGACCCUCGCCGCCGAUUCCUCUUCGUUCUCUCAUGCGACCCGUCAACGUUUUCUACUUGUGAAACAACGUGCCGCCCGUUGUGCAUCACUCAAAUCAUUCAAAUUCACGACGUGUGAAAUUCUGUGUAAUUCGACGAAAACGCUGAAAUCUGUCGUGGUUUUGGGAAUGCUCACACAGCAAAAGGCCGACUGUUACCAUAUCGAAGAUUUGAGUGGUUCGAUUGAAGUGGAAUUCAAAGAAGACACGAAAUUCCAUCACGCUCUCUUCCAUGAACAUUCUAUCGCCAUCUUUGAGGGAAAUUUCGAGAAUAGUGUACUGAAAGUGAAUGAAGUGGCAAUGGUUCCAGUAGAGUCAGCAGAAAUGACACGCAAAGAAUUGAGUUCGAAUGAGAAUUGGUUUGGUGGAGAGGAUAAGAUCGCCUUCCGUUGCAGUGAACGUCUUCGAUCAGCACUCGCAAAACAAGAGGACACGUCAAUGAUCUUCCUAUCGGAUGUGUUUUUGGAUGAUGUUAAGACAAUGCGUGCCCUGAACAAACUCUUAAUCGGAUACAAAGAUCAACCGCCCGUCGCCAUCAUUCUCUGCGGAAAUUUCUGUUCCCAACCACGUCAAACGGAUACGAUUGAUCUAUUGGAUAGAGGAUUCAGAUAUCUUGCGAAUCAAUUGAUGCAAAUGAAGAAAGAAUACGAGAAGACUCAAUUCAUUUUUGUACCCGGUCCAGAUGAUCCAUUCGUUGAUUCGGUGCUUCCCCGUCCACAUCUUCCAUCAUUACUCUUCAAACAUGUCUCUCCAAUCAUUUCAUGUACAUUCGCAUCGAAUCCGUGUCGAAUUCAAUUCGCGAGUCAAGAAAUUGUGGUUUUCCGAAAUGAUUUGAUCAAGAAAAUGUGCAGACACUCGAUCAAUGCGAUCACAGUCGAAUCGAUUCCGUCGAGAUAUGCGAGAAGUGUUUUGAGUCAGGCGCAUCUGUGCCCACUUCCCCAACACAUCACUCCAAUUCUUCCCGAUUUCUCAUCAUCACUGAGUCUCCACCCACUUCCUGAUCUACUUGUCACUGCUGAUCGCUUCGAAACAUUCAAUGAAAAAGUCACUGGUUCGGAUACAAUUGUCUCGAAUCCUGGAUCAUUUGCUAGAAGUAAUUACACAUUCCACGUCUACUAUCCAUCUCAGAAUCGAAUCGAAGCAUCACAGAUUCCGACUGGAGAAGCUGCGGAUUGA